AUGUCGUCGUCUUCCUAUACAACAAAGUACGAUGUAUUCAUUAGCUUCAGAGGUGAGGACACUCGCGAAACCUUCACUGUCCAUCUGUUUAACGCUCUGGCAAACAAGACAAUCCGAGCAUACAUGGAUUGUCUUCUCCAGAGAGGAGAUGAAGUCUGGCCAGCACUCGAGAAAGCGAUCGAGAGCUCGCUAAUAUCGAUCGUGGUUUUCUCAGAAAAGUACGCAACCUUGAAGUGGUGCUUGGAAGAGCUCGUCAAGAUUCUUCAAUGGAGGGAAUAUCACGGUCAGGUUGUUAUAUCAGUGUUCUAUAGAACUGAUCCAUCAGAUAUACGGAACCAAAGUGGAAGUUUUGAGAAGGCCUUUGCAAAAUACGAAAGAGAUUUUGCAGAGA
Molecule: messenger RNA, 391 nt
Organism: Arachis duranensis
Lineage: Eukaryota; Viridiplantae; Streptophyta; Magnoliopsida; Fabales; Fabaceae
Product: disease resistance protein RPV1-like
Exons: 1
Biological process (GO): signal transduction
Source: RefSeq, a predicted model, not a curated record